Messenger RNA from Naegleria lovaniensis, 726 nucleotides. RefSeq lists its product as uncharacterized. The coding region runs from base 1 to 726 and encodes 241 amino acids. The transcript is spliced from 2 exons. NCBI's taxonomy places the organism in Eukaryota, Heterolobosea, Eutetramitea, Acrasida, Naegleriidae. The record is from RefSeq and is a predicted model, not a curated record.
AUGAGUUCGUUGAUCAAGCAACAAUUACUUUUACAACAACAGCAACAGCUUCAACAACAACAAUUACUUGCAGCACGUUCUAACAGGGCUUCCUUAUCCCUAUUAAAAAAAACAAUUCCGAGGAGUCCGUUUUAUUCUGUCACCUCCACCAAACGUUAUGAUUUGUUACAAGUUGGUGAUGUCAAAGAUGAAACCUAUGUCAUUCUAGAGGAGCCUAUUGAUGGAGAUUUUACGAAUGAUGUGAACUCUGAGCUGUAUGAAAUUGCAUUUCUUGUUAAUCAAAUGGUUUUUUAUGUUUCCUAUCAAUUUGCACAGGAGAUAACGAGAGAUGAAAUGGAAGAAUUGGAAAAGUUUGAGCAAGAAUGUUGGAUGGAAGAAUGUGAAAAAUUAGAAGCCAUACAUAUCAAUGCAUCAUCAAAUUCCACACAAAAACUAUCCAAUACGUCCAAAAAAAAAGGCAUGAGCAAAAGCAAAUCUUCCAAGAAAGCAAUAGUAACUGGUACUGCUGACGAUCUUCCUCCACUGUUCUACGAUCCGAUUAUGAAUGUGACCUCUGAUGUACUUCUUAAAAAACCCAGAGAAAAUGUCGUUCAAUUUUCUUAUAGCAUUCCUCUUCUAGGAAGUACCAGCAAUACUAGUGGUGGAAUGUUAAAUAAGAGGCUAUCAGAAAUUGCAAACAUGCUGGCGGAAACUAUUAAAAGAGAAAAGCGAGAAAAAAAAAAUUAA